Molecule: messenger RNA, 2571 nt
Organism: Carassius gibelio (silver crucian carp)
Lineage: Eukaryota; Metazoa; Chordata; Actinopteri; Cypriniformes; Cyprinidae
Gene: slc60a2b
Product: major facilitator superfamily domain containing 4B
Exons: 4
Coding region: 249-2081 (610 amino acids)
Biological process (GO): transmembrane transport
Source: RefSeq, a predicted model, not a curated record
GCGCAUGCGCGCCUGUUAUACGGAAGUUUUGAACCUCAAGCCUUCUAUAACUAGUACCUGAUAUUUAGUGUAUAUUCACGAUAUGUUUCUGCUUUACUUAUGAUAGACGCCAAAUGUCUGUUUGAUUUUUCCAGUUUUUUAUAAAACUAUAAAUACAAUACGUUUAUAGGCAAGAAUAGGUCAAAUGUGGGUCAUUUUAGUUCGGCCAUAAACCAACGAAAGCGUUGACAGCUUUUCCGUACACUGCCAUGCCCUUCGCCGAAGCAGCGCCGAAGAAAAAACAAGUUCGUUUCGCUAAGAUGGAAGAGGGCAUCGGCCACGACGAGCAGGAAGAGGAUACGCUUUUCGACAAACGUAAAGACGUGAAGAAGGGACUGAAAAGCGCUCUGAAGCGGGGCAAAGGGGCACUGAAACCGGGGAUUGAUCAGGUUGAUGUAGUUGGUAAUACUGGGGCAUGCAGGCGAUGGCUAAUCAGCCUAGCGCUCUGUGCAUCGUUUCUUGGUCUGGGAAUGGCCAUCUCUGUAUUGGGACCUACCUUUGAAGACCUGGCUCUCAAUGUCAACAAGAACAUCAGUAAUUUAUCCUAUAUAUUUGUGGGCCGUUCAUCUGGAUAUAUUGGAGGUUCCCUGUUAGGAGGGAUCCUGUUUGACUAUGUGAAUCCCCAUCUGCUUUUGGGCUUCUCAAUGUUAAUCACAGCAUUUGGGAUGUCUGGUACUCCUUUCUGUACAAAUUCUUGGCUGCUCACUGUUUUGAUGUCCGGUGUGGGGGUGUCAAUGGGAGUUUUAGAUACAGGCGGUAAUGUUCUCAUACUGAAUACAUGGGGAGAACAAGCUGGACCUCACAUGCAGGCUCUACACUUCAGCUUUGCUGCUGGAGCCUUUGCCUCUCCAAUCAUAGCCAAAGUGCUCUUUGGCCACAGUUUCGACAAUGUCUCCACUUACACAUCUGGCCAUGCCUCCAAGACCUUCAAUCCCUACUGGACAACUUCCUAUCUUAAGAACACCACUCAAACAUCCAUCAGACAUACCUACAUCUCGAUUGGUUCUUUUGUUUUAUUGGUGUCUCUCCUCUUUUUUUUCCUGUACUGCUGCAGUUUCAACAACUCGAAUAGGGCAAAAUCACCUUCGGGAAAGCAGCGGUUCUCCAAACAUCAUAACAUGCUCAUAUUCAUGUUGUCCUUGUUCUUUUUUUUCUAUGUUGGAAGUGAGGUGGCGUAUGGUUCCUUUAUAUUUAUUUAUGGCAAAGACUAUGUUGGAAUGAACGAGGUUCAGGCAGCAGGACUGAAUUCACUCUUCUGGGGAACGUUUGCAGCUGGUCGUGGUCUGGCCAUAUUUUUUGCGGCUUGUCUGCGCCCAGGCAUUCUGAUCCUACUGAGUCUAGUGGGCACCACAGUUUCCGCGCUGCUGCUUUGUCUUUUUAACCAAAAUCCCCCUAUGCUCUGGGCGUGCACUGCUAUGUAUGGUGUCUCUAUGUCUACCACUUUUCCUAGUGGAAUUUCAUGGGUUGAGCAGUACACGACUGUGACAGGGUGGUCAGCUGCGGUAUUUGUGGUGGGUGCAGCUUUUGGAGAAAUGGUUCUCCCAGCUCUCUUGGGCUUCUUACUGGGGCAGGUGCAGAAUCAACCGUUGCUAAUGUACCUGGCACUUGGCACAUCCACCUUCACUUCUAUCUUGUUCCCUGUCUUGUACAAAUUAGCGUCACAAGGAGGGGAGGCCACCUUGCGGAAAACACCAGGGAAAUGCACCAAGGGUGCUGAUGAUAGUGAGUAUCGGCAAGCACUCCUGGACAAUGCAGAGGAAGAAGAGGAGCUGGAAAAUGAAAGUGAAGCUGACCAGUGGAAUGAUGCAGACUUUGAGGUGAUAGAGAUGGACGAUGCCAGUCUAUUGAGCUCUCCUUCUAAAGCCUCAGUGCCACCUGAUGUUGCAGCCAGUGCAUUUCCUGCCCAAUCAGUGACUGCCCCAUUGCCAGCACCCUCAAGAGACCCCACAACCCUGGCCUCUCUGUCUCACACGCUGCCCUUUUCCACAGACUCUCCCAGACGCAAACUGUUAAUGUCCCUCAACAGGGAGAAGAAAGACUAAUAUGUUUUGAAUAUCUACAAUCAAAGAAGUCUCAGACUUUAGCUCUUAGCCAGGAACUGAGAAGUGGCUGCUUUUUCUUUUUUUCUUGGGUGAAAAGAUCACACUUGCCAGUUGAUUUGGUACUUUCUUAAUGCCAGCUGCAUGCUUGACGUUCAUUACAUAAGGCAACAUAACCCACUCCAAGUCUGUUUCUGCUCUCCACUGUACAGGAUUAUCCUAAAAAAAGUGUAAUUAGCAUAUUGUACAUUUAAUUGAGAAUCGUCCUGUUAUUUCAGAUCAGCCGAAUUAUUGGACACCAUGUAUGUUAGGUAGGAUGUUGGACUAUAUCUCUUCUCUCAUUUGUUAUUGUUGAUUAAUUGACCAUGAAUUGAAGUAUUUUGUACAAUGGUUACCAGCACAAUUCACAAGUUCACUAGUCUGUGAAAUUAAGACACCCAUUUUUGAUUUGUAUGGUCAGAAUGAAUGUAUAAAGUUACAUUAAUAAUAUUUU